Molecule: messenger RNA, 931 nt
Organism: Podospora pseudopauciseta
Lineage: Eukaryota; Fungi; Ascomycota; Sordariomycetes; Sordariales; Podosporaceae
Exons: 3
Coding region: 1-342 (113 amino acids)
Source: RefSeq, a predicted model, not a curated record
AUGUUUGACAAUAGCCCGAUCGGCAAACGCAAAGACAACGGCAGUCCAGAAGCAAUUUACGAAAGAUAUGCUCAGAGAUAUACCAAAAGGCUCAACAGGCGAGCCAGAUGGUCCCUGACCUAUUACUGCGAGGUUCACGGCUUUGCACUGAGGAGGACAAACUUGCUUUACUACCCAAGAACAAUCGAACACUGGAAAUACUCUCCACCCGAAAAAAAAACCGAAAAAAAGAAGAAGGAUCCAGAGUCCAACCCAUCACCUACCUCGACCACAUCAUACCCACUGCCAAAAAUCUCGACCCUUUUGGGUCGCAUGAUGACCGAGAAGACUACGCCGACGUAGUUCUUCACCUGAUCCAGAGAGUCGAAGGAGUGGUAGCCACCGUCAAGAAUUCAAUGGACCUUACAGAUGAUCAGUGCCUGGAUCCUGAUGGGGAGUUGUGGCGGGGUAUUCCCUGGCGAUAUGGAUCUCGAACUUUCGAAUGGGGCACAAAGAUAGAGGAUAGAUAUUGCAUUUGAGAAUAUCCGUUGUAUGUGGACAAGCCGUGUAGAAAUAAGCAUGGGAAAUGGGCUUAUCCCUCCCUCACGAAUAGGGUGUUGUAGAGGGAUGAUGAGGACGUGCCGUGGUUGGAGAAAUAUCAAUAUCUGUUCAUUCCGGUGUGGAAACCUUCUUGGAUGAGGAGGAGAAAUACUUGAUGAUGGCGGGGUAGCUACCUACCUCUCUUUUGAGAUUUGUUAAGAAAGAUGAAGAGAAAGCGUCAGUGGAAUUACUACUAUUAAUUAUUGUCAUUUGUUCUAUAGUAAAUCAAAAAGCCAAAGGAAAGGAGUCUCAACUUGACGACCGGCCAGCCAGUCCGUUCAAAGGGGUCAGACCCAGACAAGUAGCGUGCGCCGCCAGGGCAACUACAACUGUCCAUUGAUUUCCAAUUUCU